UCCGAGUAAUCGUAUCGAUGAACAUUCACUUUGAUUUUUUGGCCGAUUGGGAUCUUCAAACUCGCCAUGCAUUGUUUCAUCGCUUAGGCAAUGAACGCAGCUGUCACUUUUUCGUUGGGAUAAAAAUUUCCAGUCUCAGUGGUGCAUGUCAACAAAGGCACUCACGCUCUCAUGGUGGUGUUCACUCACCUAUCAAAGUUAUCGGAAAGCUACUCGAACACAGCAGAGUGAGAACGAGGUGAAAAUUGUACCGGAGAUUAUCGCGGCGAUUUUAGUUCAAAAUAUCGCGUGAAAGUGAAUCACUAUGAGUGAAAAACGGAAGCUGCAGAGGGAUGUGGUGUUAAGCGUUGUUGAAGAAAUCGCGGGUGCAGAUGGUAAAACGAUACGGUAUCGCUGCCGUGCUAACUGCGAUGAAAAUAUGCAGUGUAAUUAUGUGCAAACAGUGUUCGUUCCCGGAAACUUCAAGCGACAUUUAGUCAGCUGUCACCCUAAUGUCGCCAAAGAGCUCGGAUUUGUGCUGAAGGAAGAGCCUCCAGUUAAAAAACCUCGCACAUCGAAGCUAAUUGUGGAGUCUUCUGUGAGCCAAGUUAUUCUUGGUACGCUACAAAUGGCAACUGAAAACAACAUGCCCUUGCGUUUCCCGGAAUGGUCAGGAACAAAAACAUUAAUCGCCCCGUUGUGGAACGCGGCGGGAUUGAAAAUGUCACCGGAAUUACUGACCGAGUUGAUCGGAAAUGCGGGUAUGCUUCUGCGCAAAGUGAUCACCGAAGAGUUGAAAGAAAAAGUGCUGUGCCUUAAAAUCGAUUCCGCAACCCGAAAAGGCAGAUCAGUUUUUGGAAUAAAUCUGCAGUUCAUCGAUGAAAAUGGACAAGUUCGCAUAAGACAUCUCGGUAUGUACAAGCACACUUUUUUGCACUAUAUAAAGGGUCACUCAAAAAUUGCAAAUGACACUCAGACCUUAUUAAAAAAAAAACAUUUAUUAAAAGACAUCCUAUUUAGGGUGCUUUUCUUUUUAAAUCAUUUUUCCAGAUAUUUAAAAAACUAUCAUUACAUAAGUAUUUCAUUUUAUUUGAAUGCUCUUGCAGCUGUUCACGAAAUGAUCGAACGCCAGACCAAAGAAAAUCUACAAAAAGUUAUGGAAGAGGAGCUUCAACUAAUCGGUGUUGACCUACAGCAGGUUCUAACGGUCACUCACGAUAAUGGCGCCAAUAUGGUUGCAUCCGUGAAGUGCUUGAAAGCAUUACUAUCCCAUCGCGAAACAAAUGAGCAUGCACCGCUUUCUUCCAUUUUCCAAGGGGAACAUAAUAUCAUGCAAUACGUUGAGGUCAAAGAUGAAGAAGAUUCUGAUAAUAACGACGACGACGAAGAAGUACACCUGGCUGAAGAGGACGAUCCGAUUGCAGACGAUUUUGUGGAUGGAGAAGGAGAUGAUCAUAUUUCAUUGGAUUGUACUGGUGAAGACGAGGAAAUUGAUCUACUCGAAAGCAUCAGGUGUGGUGCACAAGCAGUCUGGGAUGUCAUGAAGCCGUAUAAACGUCGACUCAACGAGAUCGACAAAAUAUGCAUUAAGAAGCGCCACAAGGAAUUCCAACACAUGUUCAAAUGUUACAAGUUUCCGGCUCCUCCGAAAGUGAAUGAAACCCGUUGGAAUGUGUGGUACUUAUUGCUGAAGUAUGUUAGGUCCUUGAAGGAACAUCCCAUUUUGGGCAUGCUGAAAAAUCAAGACUCAACCAUAGUUUUCACUCGUCACUGGACUUUCAUUGGUAAAUUUUGUGAAGCUUUCGAACCGAUGUUUGUUCUAACAAUGCAGCUUCAGAAGAACCUUGUACCUCUCUCACAGCUCUACGUGGAUUGGCUGACAUGCAUGGCGAAAUUGAAAACUAUUAAUGGAAAUACACUGGCAAAGAAACUGAUGAAAGCGAUGGAGUUCAGGAUGCAGAAAAUAAAAGGAAGCACAGCUUUUAAAGCAUGUGUGUACCUUGAUCCUAGAUUCAAUUAUAUUGGAUCCAAGCGCAUCUCUGCUGAAGACAAAGAGGAAGUGAAGAAAUACUUGCUGGCGUUGAAUAAGCGACUAGAUCAACUAUCGACCACCGAAACCCACGAAGAAUCUAUGGAUCAAGGACAGCAAGAAUUUCGGAACAACAUAGGGUAA
Messenger RNA from Aedes albopictus (Asian tiger mosquito), 2152 nucleotides. RefSeq lists its product as uncharacterized. NCBI's taxonomy places the organism in Eukaryota, Metazoa, Arthropoda, Insecta, Diptera, Culicidae. The record is from RefSeq and is a predicted model, not a curated record.